AGUCCGGAGGGGGGGGGGGUGCGGAGCUCGGACGCCCGGAGACACGGAGCAGCGGCUCCCGGCCCGGCCAGCCCCGCGACGCCGCUGCCGCCGCCGAGAUGCUCCAGACCCUGUAUGACUACUUCUGGUGGGAACGGCUGUGGCUGCCUGUGAACUUAACCUGGGCUGAUCUAGAAGACCGGGAUGGACGUGUCUAUGCCAAAGCCUCAGACCUCUACAUCACACUACCCCUGGCCUUGCUCUUCCUCAUCGUUCGAUACUUCUUUGAGCUUUACGUGGCCACCCCAUUGGCUGCCCUCCUGAACAUAAAGGAGAAAACUCGGCUGCGGGCACCUCCCAACCCCACCUUGGAGCAUUUCUACCUGACCAGUGGCAAGCAGCCCAAACAGGCAGAGGUAGAGCUCCUGUCACGGCAGAGCGGGCUCUCUGGCCGCCAGGUAGAGCGCUGGUUCCGGCGCCGCCGCAACCAGGACCGGCCCAGUCUCCUCAAGAAGUUCCGAGAAGCCAGCUGGAGAUUCACCUUUUAUCUGAUCGCUUUCAUUGCUGGCAUGGCCGUCAUUGUGGAUAAACCCUGGUUCUAUGACAUGAAGAAGGUUUGGGAGGGAUAUCCCAUACAGAGCACCAUCCCUUCCCAGUAUUGGUACUACAUGAUUGAACUUUCUUUCUACUGGUCCCUGCUCUUCAGCAUUGCCUCUGAUGUCAAGCGUAAGGAUUUCAAGGAACAGAUCAUCCACCACGUGGCUACCAUCAUCCUUAUCAGCUUCUCCUGGUUUGCCAAUUACAUCCGAGCAGGGACUCUGAUCAUGGCUCUUCAUGACUCUUCUGACUACCUGCUAGAGUCGGCCAAGAUGUUUAACUAUGCGGGAUGGAAAAACACCUGCAACAACAUCUUCAUCGUCUUCGCCAUUGUCUUCAUCAUCACCAGACUGGUCAUCCUGCCCUUCUGGAUCUUGCACUGCACCGUGGUGUACCCACUGGAGCUCUACCCCGCCUUCUUUGGCUACUACUUCUUUAAUUCCAUGAUGGGAGUGCUACAGCUGCUACAUGUCUUCUGGGCUUACUUCAUUCUGCGCAUGGCCCACAAGUUCAUAACUGGAAAGCUGGUAGAAGAUGAACGCAGUGACCCGGAAGAAACCGAGAGCUCAGAGGGGGAGGAGGCUAUAGCAGGGGGAGGAGCAAAGAGCCGGCCACUAGCCAACGGCCACCCUGUCGUCAGUAACAACCAUCGUAAGAACGACUGAACCAUUGUCCCUGCUGCCCCUCAGAUUAAUGCGUAAAGCCAAGGAACUAGUCCCUCCUCCCCACAGGGCCACUUUGAGCCCUGGGGGCUGGGGAGGGGGGCUGGGAAGCAGAAAGCAAGGAGAAAGUUCUUCUGUGUCCCAGCCCCCUGCUCCUUUGUCACCCAGUUGCCUUUAAACCAAAUUCGAACCAGCCAAUCCCCAGGUAGAGGGGAGGCUGGUACAUCCUUUGUUAGAGGGGGACGGACUUCUUUUCCUCUCUUUUUUUCAAGGUGUACUGUUGUUUUUGAGGCCCUUCCUCAGCUCUGGGGGUGGGGGUUACAACUCACAUUCCUUAUUCUUCAGAAUUUGGCCCCAGCUGUUUGCCUCUGACCCCCUGACCUCCAGAGCCAGGGUCGUGCCUUUACUGUGCCACCUGUGGGCCUCAUUCUGCCAAAGAUGGACCAAGGCUCACCUUUCUAGGCUCCCUAACUUGGGCCAGAAACCAAAGCUGAGCUUUUACUUUUUUCCCUCCAAAGACACAAAUGAAUUGAGUGUAAGAGGGUACAUAUGACCCCUGCCCUACCUCUGCCAAAAAGGAGGAGCCACACUGGGACUGUUCAGCCGGUCUACAUGUCACUUCUCUGCCAGCUCUCUCUAGUCACAGGUCCAAGAUCUUACUGCCUCCUUUCUCUGGCCUCUUUCCCUAGGCUAGCUGGUUUGGAAUAGAAUGGCAACUAGUUCUAAUUUUUAUUUAUUAAACAUUCGGUGUUUUGGUUUUCAAGCCAGAAUUACAGCUAGCACCUGGCAUUUGAGCAGAGGGACCACUUCAGACCAAAAUGUACUGUUAAUGGUGUUUUGUUUUUUUUUUUUAAUUAAAAUAUAUUAAAGAUGAAAACAUGGCAACAAGUGUCUGAGACUAGCAGGAACUGCGAAGGGGGAUCAACUAAAUAAACUAAGGUAGUCUUCCUCA
This is a messenger RNA of Lynx canadensis (Canada lynx), 2190 nucleotides long. RefSeq names its product ceramide synthase 2 (gene CERS2). Gene Ontology annotation, biological process: ceramide biosynthetic process. Gene Ontology annotation, cellular component: membrane. Lineage: Eukaryota; Metazoa; Chordata; Mammalia; Carnivora; Felidae. The record is from RefSeq and is a predicted model, not a curated record. The coding region runs from base 99 to 1241 and encodes 380 amino acids. The transcript has 11 exons. Gene Ontology annotation, molecular function: sphingosine N-acyltransferase activity; DNA binding.